This is a messenger RNA of Salarias fasciatus (jewelled blenny), 3404 nucleotides long. Its product is annotated as NACHT, LRR and PYD domains-containing protein 12-like. The transcript has 5 exons. The coding region runs from base 90 to 1184 and encodes 364 amino acids. Gene Ontology annotation, molecular function: protein binding. The record is from RefSeq and is a predicted model, not a curated record. Lineage: Eukaryota; Metazoa; Chordata; Actinopteri; Blenniiformes; Blenniidae.
AGAUCUUCAAAAGAGAGUCUGUGAUCUUCCAGAAAGAUGUCUACAGCUUCAUCCAUCUGAGUGUUCAGGAGUUUCUGGCUGCAGUCUUCAUGUUCCACUGUUUCACCAACAGGAAGACAGACGUCCUGAAGACCUUCAUCGAUAGGAGACAUCACCGUAUUGAUGGUGUUUUCACGUCUCUCCAUGUUUUCCUGAAGGUCGUCCUUCAGAAAUCCCCCAGAAGUCCAAAUGGACACCUGGACCUGUUUGUCCGCUUCCUUCAUGGCCUUGCUCUGGAAUCCAACCAGACACUCUUAGAAUGUCUGCUGGGUCAGACAGAGAUCAGUCCAGGAACCAUCCAGAGAGUCAUCAAGAACCUGAAGAAGAUCAACAGUAAAGAAGUGUCUCCUGACAGAAGCAUCAACAUCUUCCACUGUCUGAUGGAGAUGAAGGACCUCUCAGUACAUCAGGAGAGCCAAGAGUUCCUGUCAAAGAACAGAUUUGGGAAGAGACUCUCUGAGAUACACUGCUCAGCUCUGGCCUACAUGCUGCAGAUGUCAGACCAGGUCCUGGAGGAGUUGAACCUGAAGAAGUACAAGACAUCAGAGGAGGGACGACGGAGACUGAUCCCAGCUGUGAAGAACUGCAGGAAGGCUGAUCUCUCUGGCUGUGAACUCUCGGAUUCUCAUGGUGAAGCGAUCACUUCAGCUCUGACCUCUGACCCCUCCCAUCUGAAACAUCUGGAUCUGAGUAACAACAACCUGAAGGAUUCAUCAGUGAAGAUUCUGAGUGCUGGACUGGAGAGUCCAAACUGUAACCUGGAGACUCUGAGGUUGGAGAGCUGCAGGUUGUCAGAGAUCAGCUGUUCUUCUCUGGCCUCAGCUCUGAAGUCCAACCCCUCCCUCCUGAAACAUCUGGAACUUCUGGACCUGAGUUUGAACCGUGUGCAGGAUUCAGGAGUUUCUCAGCUGUGUGGUUUUCUGCAGAGUCCACUCUGUGUUCUGCAGACUCUGAGGUUGGAGAGCUGCAGUUUGUCAAAGAUCAGCUGUUCUUCUCUGGCCUCAGCUCUGAAGUCCAACCCCUCCCACCUGGAGGAACUCGACCUGGAUGACAACCAUCUGCAGGCUCCAGAUGUGCAGCAGCUGGUUGCUCUCCAGCAGAGUCCAGACUGCAGCCUGCAGACUCUGAGGUGGAAGAACGACUGAGAGCAGAGAGGAGGCUGUGAGUCCUGAAGAUUCUCUUCAUCCUUCUCUUCCUCCUCCUCUCCUCAGAACUUUUCACCUCACUGAAUGUGACUCUGUGAAACAAUACAUACGAGGGGGGAACCAAAAGUUACCGGACUGUGGUUAUAAAAAAAAAAAAGAAAAAAAGAAUGAUUUCAGACUUUUGGCCAUUAUAUGUCACUAUAGCAUAGCCUUAAGCAUUACUGUGAAAAAUUUCACCUCACAAAGACACACAGGCAGCUCACAGGCAGUGUUUAUGUUGUUACAGUCCCGCCCCCUUCUUCGAAAAAUGCGAAAAUGGUCCCGCGCCUCUUAACCACGGAGCAGAAAGAGGCUCGCGUGGACAUGUGCCAGGAGCUGAAAAGUCAGCUGGAGGACGAUGCAGGCUGUUUGGGACGAUCAUCACUGCUGCGGCAGCUCCGGGAGGCGGUCAGGCUGAAGCGGCCGGCGCUGUGGGAGAGUGGGGACUGUUCUACGCACAGGGUUCUGCGCGUAAAACAGUUCCUGAUGAAAAACGGCAUGGCCCUGCUUCCCCAUCCGCCGUAUUCCCUCGAUUUAGCCAGGUGCGAGUUUUUUGUCUUCCCAAGAAUGAACAAGGAACUGAAGUCGCAGAGAUUUGAUGACGUGGAAGAAGUGGAAAAAAAAUCGAAGGACGCUUUUAAAGGGACCAUUACGCAGCAGCAUGCUGAGUGUUCUGAGCAAUGGAAAUCCCGGCUGCAGCACUGUAUUCAAGCCGAAGGAGAGUACUUUGAAGGUGACAGUUUUGAUUAAAUGCGAAAAUAAAAAAAUAAAAAGUUAUAACCACAGUCCGGUUUCUUUUGGGUCCCCCCUCGUACAUCUGACAUGGGAACAAGUCCUUGUUUUUCAAAGACUGCUCUGAGAAGAUUUUUUGACUGACAUCUGUUCUCAAAGUUUUUCAUUUGGAUCAGAGAAAGCCACUCUCCAACUGAUGGUUUGGUUGUAUUUAUUCUGUCACAGCAAUUGGCAAACCUCCAAUCACUGGACAUGACCAAGAACCACCACAACGAAAAACUAAAGAUACGACAAACAUACAUUGUUGUCAGUAAACAAAGUCAAAUGAGACCAAAAUUUACAAAAUUUGGCCAAACCUUCAGGAGUGGUUGGUCCAUUUUUACAGUCUUUUCUCCAGAGAGGUUUUCCCAUGUCCCUGCAGUCUCAUUCUCUCCUUCCUCUUUUUCGUCCUGGAAGUACAUAUAUCCUCAUACAGCGUGACGAGCACGCUGACAGUGUGCAUCCUGUUUUGUCCUGUGCAUGUCCUGUCGUCCUGUUUUCUAUCUGCCUUCAUUGUUCUCCUGCCUCCCUCAUUACUGCCCUAAAGGGUAUCAACUGUCCUGCCCUCUAUAUAAGCCCUGCUCUCCUGGUGUGUCUUGUUAGUUCUAUGUGGGUCUGUCUGCAUGCUUUUGUGUCCCUGCCUGCAUGUUGGCUAAGCUCAGCCGUCCUGAAUCCUGCGUUCCUGAAUCCUGCGUUCCUGUAUCCCUGUGUUCCCGUUCCUGAAAAUAAAGGACUUUUUGAACUCCGCCUGGCUGCCUGCGCGUGGGUCCUUCCACCUUGCAUCAUGACAGAAGGAACCAACCAACACUGGACCCAGCGGGCAGUGAGUCUGAAGCUGCCCCGGAUCGUCUGCCUCUGGCUGCCGCCGGCACAGCUCGCACCCAGAUUGCAUGUCCCGGGCCCCCGCCAGCGAAGAAGCUUGCCCCGGAUCGUGUGUCGGUGAAGAAGCUCGCCCCCAGAUCAUGUGCCAGCAAAGAAGCUCGCCCCCGGACCGUGUGCCCCGGGCCCCCACCAGCGAAGCUUGCUGUUUCCCCUGAUUCUCCCGUCCUGGACGGCCUUUGGGGAGGGAGGAGUUCCGAUCCUGUUCCUGCUGGUGUGCAGCCCUGUUCCCAUUCUUAUUGCUGCUGGUGUGCAGCCUUGUUCCCGUUCCUGUUGCUGCUAGGAGCGCAGCACACCUGUUCCCGUUCCGUCAGUUCCCCGUCUGCUCCUGAGCUCUGUCAAUGCAGGGUAAAAAGCGCUAUAUAAGUCUCGUCCAUUUACCAAGCCCUGCUCUCCUGGUGUUUCUUGGUGGGUCUGUCUGCAUGCUUUUGUGUCCCUGACUGCAUGUUGGCUCAGCUCAGCUGUCCUGAAUCCUGCGUUCCUGAAUCCUGCGUUCCCGUUCCUGAAAAUAAAGGACUUCUUGAACUCUGC